AUGCUGGGAGGUCUAGUAACGGCCCAGGGCCCCGGCGGCCCCGGCGAGAAUAUAUGCCCAGGUGAACGACUCGACACACUAACAAAUGACUUUAUUCGAAAUUUAUUCAACUACGGCACAAACGCAAGUCAGGCAGACAAUGGAAAUGACUGCGGACGUACGCUCCAAUGUGCGACGGCCUUGGAAGUCAAUCCGAACGCAAAGUAUUGGGUAAUGUUUUUACAUGGGGGUGCUUGGCGUAGUGGUGGCGGCGUUGAUUUCAUAUGCGCCGCAGCCAAGAUGCAUUCGCGCAAAGGUGCGCCCUUCGACCAGAUCCGCGGCUUUGCUACCAUGGACUACCGACUAUCAAGCCUAGGUAAUCCUGGCCAGGGCCAAGAUAGUGGCCAGAGCCAACAAGGUGCUCGGCACCCGGACCACAUUAACGAUGUCCGCGCUGCGAUUCGAUCCUUGGCUCAGAGGAACCAAAUGGACCAAUAUAUCUUGAUUGGGCACUCGGCUGGUGGCACCAUGGCCAUGCAAUUGGUCGGGGGCGACGCAGCCUUGCAACCACUGAGCUCUAAAGGCGGCCGGCAACGGCGUGAACUUGAGACUCCGACAUGCCAGGCGGGUAGCAAUGGUACAUCGAAUACCGAGGCCAGCCAAAUACCGCUGCCGGCUGCCAUCAUCACAACCGCCGGCAUCUUUGACCUAACUCGUCUGGUUGACGAAAUUGAUCCACAAAGCAGGCCGUUUUACAAUAACUUUGUUACUCAAGCUUUCGGCAACAACCGGGAUGAUUGGCAGCAGGCAUCCCCCGCAAGAUUCAAAAGAAGUUUUAAAGAAACGUGGCCUGGCAAUAAUCCUGUGAUACUGGCACGUUCAAAGGACGACACACUCGUUCCUGACACACAGCUUAAUGUUAUGGCGGAGAAGCUUAGAGGAGACGGCAUUGAGCCAAUAGUGGUGACGAAUCUCAACGGCGAACAUGAUGUAUCAUGGGAACAAGGAACCCAGCUAGCUAAUCUUGUUGGGCAAGCACUAGGCGAGUUAGGUGGUCGAUGA
Molecule: messenger RNA, 1041 nt
Organism: Beauveria bassiana ARSEF 2860
Lineage: Eukaryota; Fungi; Ascomycota; Sordariomycetes; Hypocreales; Cordycipitaceae
Exons: 3
Coding region: 1-1041 (346 amino acids)
Source: RefSeq, a predicted model, not a curated record